AUGACGGCGCCGAGGCAGAGCCGGCCGCCCGCGCUGCUGGGGCCGCUGUUCCUGUGCGCCGGGCUCCUCGCGGCCGCUGCGGGCCAGAACUGUGGAGGCCUGGUCCAGGGGCCCAACGGCACCAUCGAGAGCCCGGGGUUCCCGCACGGCUACCCCAACUACGCCAACUGCACCUGGGUCAUCGUCACCGGGGAGCGCGGCCGCGUCCAGCUGUCCUUCCACACCUUCGCGCUCGAGGAGGACUUCGACAUCCUGUCCGUGUACGACGGGCAGCUCCAGCAGGGGAACCUGAAAGUCAGGCUGUCGGGGUUCCAGCUGCCGUCGCCCAUCGUGAGCACCGGCUCCAUCCUCACCCUCUGGUUCACCACCGACUUCGCCGUGAGCGCCCAAGGCUUCAAGGCUCUGUAUGAAGUCCUGCCGAGCCGCGCCUGCGGGACCCCUGGAGAGAUCCUGAAGGGCGUCCUCCACGGCACGGGGUUCAACGUCGGGGACAAGGUCCGCUACAGCUGCCUCCCGGGCUACGUGCUGGAGGGCCACGCCACCCUGACCUGCAUCCUCAGCCCCGGCGCCGGCGCCUCCUGGGACUUCCCGGCGCCCUUCUGCCGAGCCGAGGGCGCGUGCGGGGGCACCCUGCGCGGCACGAGCAGCGCCAUCUCCAGCCCGCACUUCCCCGCCGAGUACGACAACAACGCGGACUGCACGUGGACCGUCCUGGCCGAGCCCGGGGACACCAUCGCGCUGGUCUUCACCGACUUCCAGCUGGAGGACGGCUACGACUUCCUGGAGAUCAGCGGCACCGACGCGCCGUCCGUCUGGCUGACCGGCAUGAAGCUCCCGUCCCCAGUGAUCAGCAGCAAGAACUGGCUACGCGUGCACUUCACGUCCGACAGCAACCACCGGCGCAAGGGCUUCAGCGCGCAGUUCCAAGUGAAAAAGGCCAUCGAGCUCAAGUCCAGAGGCGUGAAGGUGCUCCCCAGCAAGGACGGCAGCCACAAGCACUCCGUGUUGAGUCAAGGAGGUGUUGCCUUGGCCUCUGACAUGUGUCCAGACCCUGGGGUUCCAGAAAAUGGAAGAAGAGCAGGUUCUGACUUCAGGGUUGGCGCGAGCGUGCAGUUCUCCUGUGAGGACAACUAUGUGCUCCAGGGCUCCAAGAGCGUCACCUGCCAGAGGCUGACCGAGACGCUGGCGGCCUGGAGCGACCACCGGCCUGUCUGCCGAGCUCGAACCUGUGGGUCCAACCUGCGCGGGCCCAGCGGCGUCAUCACCUCCCCGAACUACCCCGUGCAGUACGAGGACAACGCCCACUGCGUGUGGGUCAUCACCACCGCGGACCCCGACAAGGUCAUCAAGCUGGCCUUCCAGGAGUUCGAGCUGGAGCGCGGCUACGACACGCUGACCGUCGGGGACGCGGGGAAGGUGGGGGACAGCAGGACGGUCCUCUACGUGCUCACGGGCUCCAGCGUGCCCGACCUCAUCGUGAGCAUGAGCAACCAGAUGUGGCUGCACCUGCAGUCUGACGACAGCAUCGCCUCGGCCGGCUUCAAGGCCGUGUACCAAGAGAUCGAGAAGGGGGGCUGCGGAGACCCUGGCGUCCCCCCCUAUGGGAAGCGGACGGGCAGCAGCUUCCGGCACGGGGACUCGCUGACCUUCCAGUGCCAGGCGGCCUUCGAGCUGGUGGGCGAGCGGGUCAUCACCUGCCAGCAGAACAACCAGUGGUCGGGGAACAAGCCCAGCUGCGUCUUCUCGUGUUUCUUCAACUUCACGGCGGCGGCGGGGGUCAUCCUGUCCCCGAACUACCCGGAGGAGUACGGCAACAACAUGAACUGCGUGUGGCUGGUCAUCUCCGAGCCCGGGAGCCGGGUCCACCUCAUCUUCAACGACUUCGACGUGGAGCCUCAGUUUGACUUCCUCGCAGUCAAGGACGACGGCAUUUCAGAAAUGACCGUCCUGGGUACUUUUUCCGGCAACGAAGUGCCUUCGCAGCUGGCCAGCAGUGGACACGUCGUCCGCCUGGAGUUCCAGUCUGACCACUCCACCACCGGCCGGGGGUUCAACAUCACCUACACCACGUUUGGGCAGAACGAGUGCCACGACCCCGGCAUCCCGGUGAACGGGCGGCGCUUCGGGGACCGCUUCCUGCUGGGCAGCUCCGUGUCCUUCCACUGCGACGACGGCUUCGUGAAGACGCAGGGUGCCGAGUCCAUCACCUGCGUGCUGCAGGACGGCAACGUGGUCUGGAGCGCCGCGGUGCCCCGCUGCGAAGCCCCGUGCGGCGGGCACCUGACGGCGGCCAGCGGGGUCAUCCUGCCCCCGGGGUGGCCGGGCUACUACAAGGACUCCCUGAACUGCGAGUGGGUCAUCGAAGCCAGGCCGGGCCACGCCGUCAAGAUCACCUUCGACAGGUUCCAGACCGAGGUCAACUACGACACCCUGGAGGUGCGGGACGGGCCGGGCGGCGCCGCGCCCCUCAUCGGGGAGUACCACGGCACGCAGGCGCCCCAGUUCCUCAUCAGCACCGGCAACGUCCUGUCGCUGCUCUUCACCACCGACAGCAGCCGCGCGAGCGUGGGCUUCCUCAUCCGCUACGAGAGUGUGACCCUGGAGUCUGACUCCUGCCUGGACCCCGGCAUCCCCGUGAACGGCCACCGGCGCGGCAGCGACUUCGGCGUCAGGUCCGCCGUGACCUUCGGCUGCGACCCGGGGUACACGCUGAGCGACGAGGAGCCCCUGGUGUGUGAGAGCAGCCAGCAGUGGAGCCACGCGCUGCCCAGCUGCGACGCCCUGUGCGGAGGCUACAUCCACGGCACGAGCGGGACGGUGCUGUCCCCCGGGUUCCCGGACUUCUACCCCAACUCCCUCAACUGCACGUGGACCAUCGAAGUCUCUCACGGGAAGGGCGUCCAGAUGAUGUUCCACACCUUCCACCUGGAGAGCUCCCACGACUACCUGCUCAUCUCGGAGGACGGCAGCUUCGCGGCGCCCGUGGCCAGGCUCACCGGCUCGGUGCUGCCCCACACUGUCAAGGCCGGCCUGUUCGGCAACUUCACCGCCCAGCUCCGCUUCAUCUCCGACUUCUCCAUCUCCUACGAGGGCUUCAACGUCACCUUCUUGGAGUACGACCUGGAGCCCUGCGAGGACCCGGGCGUCCCGGCCUUCAGCCGGAGGGUCGGCUUCCAGUUUGGCGUCGGGGACGUGCUGACCUUCUCCUGCUUCCCGGGGUACCGCCUGGAAGGGGCCACCAAGCUGACCUGCCUGGGCGGGGGCCGCCGUGUGUGGAGCGCACCUCUGCCAAGGUGUGUGGCGGAGUGCGGCGCGAGCGUCCGGGGAAACGAAGGCACGCUGCUGUCCCCCAACUUCCCGGCCAACUACGACAACAACCACGAGUGCGUCUACAGCGUCGAGACAGAGCCCGGCAAGGGCGUGCGGCUGCGGGCCCCGACCUUCCAGCUGUUCCACGGUGACGUCCUCAAGGUCUAUGACGGCAAGGACAGUGCCUCGCGGCCCCUGGGCGCCUUCACCGGCAGCGAGCUCGAGGGCCGGGUCCUCAACAGCACGUCCAACCACCUGUGGCUGGAGUUCGACUCUGACGGCUCCGACACCCGCCAGGGCUUCCAGCUCACCUACACCAGCUUUGACCUCGUGAAGUGCGAGGAUCCCGGGACCCCCAGCUACAGCUACCGGAUCCGCGACGACGGCCACUUCGCGGACACGGCGGUCGUGUACAGCUGCAGCCCCGGCUACGCCCUGCACGGCAGCGCCACGCUCACCUGCCUGGGCGGCCACCGCAGGGUGUGGGACCGGCCGCUGCCCUCCUGCGUGGCGGAGUGUGGGGGCCAGGUCCACGCAGCCACCUCGGGGCGCAUCUUGUCUCCGGGCUACCCGGCCCCCUACGACAACAACCUGCACUGCACGUGGGUGCUGGAGGCCGACCCGGGGAGGACCAUCAGCCUGCACUUCAUUGUGUUCGACACGGAGGCGGCCCACGACAUCCUGAAGGUCUGGGACGGGCCGGUGGACAGCGACAUCCUGCUCAAGGAGUGGAGCGGCUCGGCGCUGCCCGAGGACGUCCACAGCACCUUCAACUCGCUCACCCUGCAGUUCUCCAGCGACUUCUUCAUCAGCAAGUCCGGCUUCUCCAUCCAGUUCUCAACGUCCGUCGCCUCCACCUGCAAUGACCCCGGCACGCCGCAGAACGGCACCCGCUACGGGGACAGCAGGGAGCCGGGAGACACGGUGGCCUUCCAGUGCGACCCCGGCUACCAGCUGCAAGGACAGGCCACCAUCACCUGUGUGCAGCUGGACAACCGCUUCUUCUGGCAGCCGGACCCCCCCACGUGCAUAGCGGCCUGUGGUGGGAACCUGACCGGCCCGUCAGGCGUCAUCCUGUCCCCCAACUACCCUCAGCCCUACCCUCCCGGGAAGGAGUGUGACUGGACCAUCCGCGUGAACCCCGACUUCGUCAUCGCCUUGAUCUUCAAAAGCUUCAGCAUGGAGCCCAGUUACGACUUCCUGCACGUGUACGAGGGCGAGGACUCCAACAGCCCCCUGGUGGGCAGCUUCCAGGGCGCGCAGGCGCCCGACCGGCUCGAGAGCAGCGGGAGCAGCCUGUUCCUGGCCUUCCGCAGCGACGCCUCCGUGGGCCUGUCGGGCUUCGCCAUCGAAUUCAAAGAGAAGCCCCGGGAGGCCUGCUUCGACCCUGGCAGCAUCAUGAACGGGACCAGGGUUGGCUCGGACUUCAAGCUGGGCUCCAGCGUCAGCUACCAGUGCGACUCCGGCUACACGCUGGGGGACCCCGCCCCUGUCACCUGUGUGAUGGGCGCCGACGGGAGGCCGGCCUGGGACCGGGCGCUGCCGGCCUGCGAAGCGCCCUGUGGGGGCCAGUACACCGGGCCAGACGGGGUGGUGCUGUCGCCCAACUACCCUCGCAACUACACAGCGGGCCAGACCUGUCUCUACUCCAUAACGGUGCCCAAGGAGUUCGUGGUCUUCGGGCAGUUCGCCUACUUCCAGACAGCGCUGAAUGACCUGGCGGAGCUGUUCGACGGUGCCCACCCCCAGGCCCGGCUCCUGAGCUCCCUCUCAGGGUCCCACUCAGGUGAGACCUUGCCGCUGGCUACCUCAAAUCAGAUCCUGCUUCGGUUCAGCGCCAAGAGCGGGGCGUCUGCCCGGGGCUUCCACUUCGUCUUCCAAGCCGUCCCCCGGACCAGCGACACGCAGUGCAGCUCCGUGCCCGAGCCCCGCUAUGGGAGGAGGAUCGGCUCCGAGUUCUCGGCUGGCUCCGUCGUGCGCUUCGAGUGCAGCCCGGGGUAUCUGCUGCAGGGCUCGGCGGCCAUCCGCUGCCGGGCGGUGCCCAGCGCCCUGGCCGAGUGGAACGACACUGUGCCCAGCUGCGUGGCCCCCUGCAGCGGCAACUUCACACAGCGGAGAGGCACCAUCCUGUCGCCCGGCUACCCCGAGCCCUACGGCAACAACCUGAACUGCGUGUGGAGGAUCAUGGUCACCGAGGGCUCGGGCAUCCAGAUCCAGGUGGUGGGCUUCGCCACGGAGCAGAACUGGGACUCCUUGGAGAUCCACGAUGGGCCCGAUGCAUCCGCCCCCAGGCUGGGGAGCUUCUCAGGAACCACGGUCCCAGCACUGCUCAACAGCACGUCCAACCAGCUCUACUUGCACUUCCAGUCUGACAUCAGCGUGGCCGCCGCGGGCUUCCACCUGGAGUACAAAACUGUAGGUCUGGCCGCCUGCCCAGAGCCCGCCCUGCCCAGCAAUGGCAUCCGGACCGGGGACCGCUACCUGGUCAACGACGUGCUGUCCUUCCAGUGCGAGCCGGGCUACACGCUGCAGGGCCGGUCCCACAUCUCCUGCAUGCCCGGAACCGUGCGGCGCUGGAACUACCCGCCCCCGCUCUGCAUCGCCACCUGUGGAGGGACGCUGAGCAGCAUGGGGGGCGUGGUGCUGAGCCCCGGGUUCCCGGGAGCAUAUCCCAACAACCUGCACUGCACCUGGAAGAUCGUCCUGCCUGUCGGCUACGGCGCACACAUCCAGUUCCUGAACUUCUCCACCGAGGCCAACCAUGACUACCUGGAGGUCCGGAACGGCCCCCACCACUCCAGCCCCGCGAUCGGCCAGUUCAGCGGCCCCGACCUGCCCGCCCCGCUGCUGAGCACCACGCACGAGACCCUCGUCCACUUCCACAGCGACCACUCGCAGAGCCGACAGGGGUUCAAGCUUGCCUACCAAGCCUACGAGCUGCAGAACUGCCCGGAUCCGCCACCCUUCCAGAACGGCUACAUGGUCAGCUCGGACUACAGUGUGGGCCAGUCCAUCUCUUUUGAGUGCUACCCGGGGUACGUCCUGAUGGGCCACCCUGUCCUCACCUGUCAGCACGGCAUCAACAGGAGCUGGAAUCACCCCUUUCCAAAAUGCGACGCUCCCUGUGGGUACAACGUGACCUCUCAGAACGGCACCAUCUACUCCCCCGGCUUUCCCGACGAGUACCCCAUCCUGAAGGACUGCGUCUGGCUCAUCACUGUGCCCCCCGGCCACGGCGUCUAUGUCAACUUCAGCCUGCUGCAGACUGAGGCCGUCAACGACUACAUUGCCGUGUGGGACGGCCCCGACCCCAGCGCCCCGCAGCUAGGGGUGUUCAGCGGGAACACGGCGCUGGAGACGGCGCACAGCUCCAGCAACCAGGUGCUGCUCAAGUUCCACAGCGACUUCUCCAACGGGGGCUUCUUUGUGCUCAACUUCCAUGCGUUUCAGCUGAAGAAAUGUCAGCCUCCCCCAGUGGUUCCGCGGGCAGAGAUGGUCGCGGAGGACGAGGACUUCGAAAUAGGUGACUUCGUCAGGUACCGGUGCCAGCCGGGCUACACGCUGUCGGGAGCUGACACUCUGACCUGCAAGCUUGGCGCUCAGCUGCAGUUUGAGGGUGCUCCCCCCAAGUGUGAAGCGCAAUGCCCCGCAAACGAGGUCCGGACUGAGUCUGCUGGCGUCAUCCUGAGCCCCGGCUACCCGGGCAGCUACCUGAACUCGCAGACGUGCUCCUGGAGCAUCCGUGUGGACCCGGACUACAACAUCACCCUCUACGUGGACGCCUUCCAGAGCGAGAAGCAGUUCGACGCCCUGGAGGUGUUUGACGGUUCCUCGGGCCAGAGCCCGCUGCUGGUCGUGCUGAGCGGCAACCACACGGAGCAGGCGAACUUCACGAGCAGGGGUCACCAGCUCUACCUGCGCUGGUCCACGGACCAUGCCACCAGCAAGAAGGGCUUCAAGAUCCGCUACACGGCGCCCUACUGCAGCCUGACCCAGCCCCUGCGGAACGGCGGCGUGCUCAACAGGACGGCGGGUGCGCCGGGGAGCACCGUGCACUACUUCUGCAGGCCCGGGUACCGGAUGGUCGGCCGCAGCAACGCCACCUGCAGGCGGAGCCCUGCGGGCAUGUACCAGUGGGACGCCCCCAGCCCCCUCUGCCAGGCUGUGUCCUGUGGGAUCCCCGAGGCCCCCGGGAAUGGCUCCUUCAGCGGCAUCGAGUUCUCCCUGGGCAGCCGCGUGACCUUCGCCUGCCACGAGGGCUUCGUGCUGGCCACCAGCCCCCCUGCCUCGGCCGUGUGCCAGGAGGACGGGACCUGGAGCAACGGAGGAAGGCCUCCCGCCUGCACACCGGUCACCUGCCCCAGCGUCGCGGCGCAGCUCCCGGAGCACGUCACCUGGCGGCUGGUCUCCGGGUCCCCCGACGAGUUCGGGGCCCAGGUGGUGCUGAGCUGCAGCCCGGGCUACGCGCUGGAGGGCCCACGGCUGCUGCGGUGCCAGGCGGACGGGACCUGGAGCGCGGGCCACGAGCGGCCCCGCUGUCGAGUGAUCUCUUGCGGGGGCCUGUCCUCCCCCCCGAACGGCAACAAGAUCGGGACGAUGACGGUGUUCGGGGCCACGGCCAUCUUCACCUGCAACACGGGCUACACGCUGGUGGGCGCCCCCGUGCGCGAGUGCCUGGCUAGCGGGCUGUGGAGCGGCCCCGAGACCCGCUGCCUAGCGGGCCACUGCGGCUCCCCAGACCCCGUCGUGAACGGCCACAUCAGCGGGGACGGCUUCAGCUACCGGGACACGGUGGUCUACCAGUGCCACCCCGGCUUCCGGCUGGUGGGCACCUCCGUCAGGAUCUGCCUGCAGGACCACAGGUGGUCGGGACAGACGCCCGUCUGCGUCCCCAUCACGUGCGGUCACCCCGGGAACCCCGCCCACGGGCUAACGGACGGCAGCGAGUUCAACCUGAACGACGUGGUGAACUUCACCUGCCGUGCGGGGCACCUGCUGCAGGGCGCCGCCCGGGCCCAGUGCCGCAGCGACGGCCAGUGGAGCAGCCCGCUGCCCACCUGCCGAGUGGUGAACUGCUCGGAUCCAGGCUCCGUGGAGAACGGCGUCCGGCAGGGCCGCGAGAGCUUCCCCGAGACCUUUGAGUACGGAAGCAGCGUUCUGUACCACUGCAAGACGGGCUUCUACCUGCUGGGCUCGUCGGCCCUGACCUGCACGGCCAGCGGCCACUGGGACCGCGCCCUGCCCAAGUGCCUGGCCAUCUCCUGCGGGCACCCAGGGGUCCCUGCCAGCGCUGUGCUAGCGGGAGAACAGUUCACGUACGGGGCGCACGUCCACUACUCGUGCAAAGGCGGCCAGAGCCUGGUGGGCAACAGCACCCGCAUCUGCCAGGAGGACGGCCGCUGGAGCGGGGCGCCGCCCCACUGCACAGGCAGCAACCCUGGCUUCUGCGGCGACCCCGGGAUCCCGGCGCACGGCUCUCGACUGGGGGACGAGUUCAAGGUGAAGAGCCUCCUGCGCUUCUCCUGCGAGGUGGGCUUCCAGCUGCGGGGCUCCCCCGAGCGGACCUGCCUGCCCGACGGCUCGUGGUCAGGGCUGCAGCCCGUGUGUGAGGCCGUGUCCUGCGGGAACCCCGGCACGCCCACCAAUGGCAUGAUCGUUAGCAGCGACGGCGUCCUGUUCUCCAGCUCCGUCGUCUACGCCUGCUGGGAGGGCUACAGGACCUCAGGGCUGACGACGCGGCACUGCACCGCCAACGGCACCUGGACGGGCACAGCCCCCGACUGCACGAUUAUAAGCUGUGGAGACCCGGGGACACUGGCCAAUGGCAUCCAGUUUGGCACUGACUUCACCUUCAAUAAGACUGUGAGUUUCCAGUGCAACCCCGGCUACCUCAUGGAGCCCCCCGCAUCGGCCACCAUCCGCUGCACCCAAGACGGCACGUGGAACCACAGCAAACCGGCCUGCAAAGCCGUGCUGUGUGGCCAGCCGCCCCCCGUGCAGAAUGGCCGCGUGGAGGGCACGGACUUCCGCUGGGGUGCCAGUGUCAGCUACAGCUGCAGUGCGGGCUUCCAGCUGUCCUACUCGGCCAUCCUGUCCUGUGAGGGCCGCGGCGUGUGGACAGGAGAGCCGCCCCAGUGCCUGCCUGUCUUCUGUGGGGACCCUGGCACCCCUGCAGAGGGGCGACUCAGCGGCAAAAGCUUCACCUACAAGUCUGAAGUCUCCUUCCAGUGCAAGCCCCCCUUCGUGCUGGUGGGCUCUUCCAGAAGGUUCUGCCAGGCAGAUGGCUCCUGGAGUGGGGUCCAGCCCAGCUGCAUCGAUCCGGCUCAUAACAGCUGCCCCGACCCUGGCACCCCGCACUUCGGAACCCAGAACAGCUCUCGAGGAUACGAGGUGGGCAGCGCCGUGUUCUUCCGGUGCAGGAAAGGGUACCACGUGCAGGGCUCCACCACGCGCACCUGCCUCGCGAACCUGACGUGGAGCGGGACCCAGACCGAGUGCAUCCCGCACGCCUGCCGGCAGCCAGAGACACCAGCCCACGCCGACGUGCGGGCCAUCGACCUGCCGGCCUUCGGCUACACGCUGGUCUACUCCUGCCACCCGGGCUUCCUCCUGGCGGGAGGGUCGGAGCACCGGACAUGCAGAGCAGACAUGCGGUGGACCGGGAAGUCGCCCGUGUGCAAAAGUAAAGGAGAGAGAGAAGUUAAUGACACAGUUACUAAAGCUCCAGUUCCUUCGGACGUGUUCUUCGUGGGCUCGGUGUGGAAGGGGCACUACGAGCAUUUAGGGAAAAGGCAGCCUGGGACCCUGACUGUGGACUGGCUGGACGCCAGCAGCAGUAAGCUCAACGCCACCUUCCUGGAGGCCUCUCAGGUGGAGCUGAAGCUGACAGGCAUUUACAAGAAGGAGGAGGCCCAUUUACUCCUGAAAGCUCUUCAAGCCAAAGGCCCGGCGGACAUUCUUCUGGGCGAGUCUGAAGACGGCGGCUGGGCGCUGGACGGCUACGUGUCUUCAGGCCUUGAAAGAGGAGGAUUUACUUUCCAAGGAGAUGUGCACGGGAAGGGCUUCGGGGCGUUCAGGCUUGAACGGCAAGAUCCGCCGGACCCUGACCAGGGCCCCCCCAGCCACCGCGGGGGCACCAGCAGCGGCUCCGUGGCGGCGGCCAUCUUGGUCCCGUUCUUCGCGCUCAUCCUGUCUGGGUUUGCGUUUUACCUCUACAAACACAGGACCAGGCCCAAGGUCCAGUACAACGGCUACGCGGGCCACGAGAGCAGCAACGGGCAGGCGUCCUUCGAGAACCCCAUGUACGACACGGCGCUGAAGCCCACGGAGGCCAAGGCGGUGCGCUUCGACACGACGCUCAACACCGUGUGCACCGUGGUGUAGCCGCCACAGCCAUACCUCGC
This is a messenger RNA of Talpa occidentalis (Iberian mole), 10712 nucleotides long. RefSeq names its product CUB and Sushi multiple domains 1 (gene CSMD1). The record is from RefSeq and is a predicted model, not a curated record. The transcript has 70 exons. Bases 1 to 10692 code for a protein of 3563 amino acids. NCBI's taxonomy places the organism in Eukaryota, Metazoa, Chordata, Mammalia, Eulipotyphla, Talpidae.